Aureobasidium melanogenum CBS 110374 is the source of this 516-nucleotide messenger RNA. RefSeq names its product acyl-CoA N-acyltransferase. Gene Ontology annotation, cellular component: cytoplasm. Gene Ontology annotation, biological process: protein acetylation. The record is from RefSeq and is a predicted model, not a curated record. Lineage: Eukaryota; Fungi; Ascomycota; Dothideomycetes; Dothideales; Saccotheciaceae. Gene Ontology annotation, molecular function: acetyl-CoA binding; N-acetyltransferase activity. The transcript has a single exon. Bases 1 to 516 code for a protein of 171 amino acids.
AUGUCAAACCUCCAACCCACAAUCUCACUCGCAGCCCACGAGCACCUCCCCGCAAUAACCGAGCUUAUAACUCAAGCCUAUAAACCCUAUACCCACCGUCUCAAUGGCAAAAAGCCAGCUCCCAUGACUGCAGACUACUCUGCUUUGAUCGAUUCAUCUUGUCUUUAUAUUCUCUCUGCCUCUGCUCCCUCCUCAACCUCCGCCUCUAUUUCCACCACAUCCUCAACCCCUCCAACAGUGCUGGGUUGUAUAUCACUUGAAGUGGAUGCGAAGAGCGAGGCAUUAGAAAUCAACAAUCUGGCAAUCUCCCCCUCCUCCCAAGGAAAAGGCUAUGGAAAACUGCUCAUGAAGUUUGCAGAAGACGUUGCUGCAGAUAAAGGGCUGAAAAAGCUGGAAUUGUAUACUAAUGUCAAGAUGGUGGAGAAUUUGGCAUUGUAUAAAAAGUUGGGGUAUCGAGAGGUGGGAAGGUGGGAGCAGGAUGGAUUUGAGAGGGUGUUUUUUCUUAAGGAGGUGUAG